Cylindrotheca closterium is the source of this 1266-nucleotide messenger RNA. The record is from the annotation of a GenBank genome assembly. NCBI's taxonomy places the organism in Eukaryota, Bacillariophyta, Bacillariophyceae, Bacillariales, Bacillariaceae.
AUGAAGUUCUUCACCGCCGUUGCCUUCCUCACCGCCUCUGUGUCGGCCUUCACCACCAUGACCCCCAACAAGGUCGCUAGCAGCAAUGCCAUGGCAUUCUCUCAAUUCUCCCAGCAAUCUGCUUUGAUGGCUGCCAAGCAAGUCCCCCAUGGAGGAGUUCUUGUCAACCAAAUGACCGAUGAUAAGGACGCCGCCAUCGCCAAGGCCACUGUUGAAAUUCAAGCUUCUGAACGUCAGUUGUGCGAUGUCGAACUUAUCAUGAAUGGAGGAUUCUCCCCUUUGACUGGAUUCAUGGACGAAGCCGCCUACAACAGCGUUGUCGAGAACAUGGCUCUUGAAGACGGUACCAUUUUCGGUCUUCCCGUCGUUUACGACACUGAUGACGAAUCUCUUCAGCCAGGAACCACCAUCCUUCUCAAGCAAGGAGAUCUUCCAAUUGCCACUGUUGAGCUUACCGACAAGUACGUCCCCAACAAGGUUCUUGAGUGCAAACAGUGCUACGGAACCUCUGAAUUGGAGCACCCAGGAACUCUGAUGGUUGCCACCGAACGUGGAAAAUACUACAUGGGAGGAAAGGUUACCGGAUUAAACACACCUGUCCGUGACUUCCCCUGCAAGACCCCUGCCGAGGUCCGCGAAGAGCUUCCUGAUGACAAGGACGUCGUUGCCUUCCAAUGCCGUAACCCUGUCCACCGUGCCCACUACGAACUUUUCACACGUGCUCUUGACGAUCCUCUGAUCGGUGAAGGCGGUAUUGUUCUUGUCCACCCUACUUGCGGACCUACCCAAGCCGACGAUAUCCCAGGAACCACCCGUUACAAGACCUACGAGGUCCUCAAGGAAGAAACCGCCAACCCACGUGUCGUCUGGGAAUACCUUCCAUACUCCAUGCACAUGGCCGGACCACGCGAAGCCAUCCAACACAUGAUCAUUCGUAAGAACUUCGGCUGCACUCAUUUCAUCAUUGGACGUGACAUGGCUGGAUCCAAGUCUUCCAUCACCGGAGAGGAUUACUAUGGAGCCUACGACGCCCAAGACAUCGCCAAGGCCAACGCCGAAAAGCUUGGUGUCACCCCUGUCCCAUCUUUGAACCUUGUCUUUACUGAAGAGGAAGGUUACACCACCGCCGACGAGGCCAAGGAGAAGGGAUUGAGCAUUCAAAAGUUGUCUGGAACCAAGUUUCGUAAGAUGCUUCGAGGAGGAGAGGAUAUUCCUGAAUGGUUCGCCUUCAAGUCUGUCGUCAAGGUCUUGAGAGAAAACAUCUAA